ACGGACAAGUCUUUUCAUUUCUACUUUACAAAAAAAAAUUAAUAAUCUGGAAUAUAAGUGGUCAUCCAAAACUGAACUGUGAAUCACUUGUAAAGUCACUCCCCCCUCUUUUACAACGCUUAAAUGACCGGAAGAAUGCGGCUGGUCACCAUGGCAUCGAAGGACGCCCUCGCGCACCUGCUGCACUGCGGCACCGGAAGCGCGCGCAGGCAGGAACAGGAGCGGCUGACCGGCUCAGGGAGAAGAGGAGAGGGUUUAGCAUCAACACGUUACAGCGUUAAAACUUAUAUAAAUCUGUAAAUAUAUAGAUUUAUUUUCAGCUGCUGUGCGUCAAAUGCACGGAUGAGAGACGCCGGAAACCACAGCCUAUUAAUGCAGUAACCGCUCAUCAUUAGCUAAGCCUCUUUUUUAGCAUUAUAUGCAUGCAUCAAUCAAUACAGGUACAGCAAAAUGGAGCUGGUUUUAUUUACAACCAUCUGUCCGGUGAUUUCUAACUGAGAUGGACCUCUGUUUAAAACUGCUGUAAGAGGACAAUAACAUCCCUGGGGAGAGAGAAACACGCAAAAUAAAACAUCAUGAAUCGCCUUUGUAACGUGAACAAUAAUUUCCCCUAUGAUAACAGUCUGCUGGUGUUGGACAUGGUUCUGCGGUCGCUAUGGGGAACCACACAGCCAAUCAACUGGGAGAACGUAGCCCGCUUAGUUCCUGGUUUCACUCCCAAAGAGUGUGCACGCAGGUUUGAUGAGCUGAAGAGCACAGGAAGUUUCCCUCUUGUAGAUGAACAGUGUAACGCACUCACUGGGGCCAGUGGCUCUCCAUCUGAACCGCUCUCCGCUUACAUCAGAUCCACUUUACUGGACCUCACCGGGGAGACGGGGGAGGCACGGACCAAUCAGAGCGUGCUGUCAGUGUCAGGACUGAGCGUGACUCCGGUUGUUAGAGGAGCGAGUGCUGAGACUGAGAACACUGUGAGCACAGAGGACGAAGAGAAGGAAGACACAGGAAAGAGCCCGAUCAUGGUGAUCCACGUGUGUGACGAGGCAAAGAACCUGAAGCAGGAUUUUGAGUGUCCACGUGACCUGCUGGUCAGAGAAAUGCGCUACUUCGCCGAAUACCUCUCCAUGGAUGCCCAGCGCUGGGAGGAAGUGGACAUCUCUGUGCACUGCGACGUCCAGAUCUUCGACUGGCUCAUGAACUACGUGAAGAGCAACUCGGAGGAAGACGAACUCGGGAAACACGUAGACAAGCCGACCCUGGAGCCCAGCAAUGUCAUCUCUAUCCUGAUCUCAUCCGAGUUCUUGAAGAUGGAUGCUUUAGUGGAGGAGUGUAUUCAGUACUGUCACGAGCACAUGAACGCCAUCGUCGCUACGCCAUGCAACAUGAGCUGCAUCAACAGCAACCUGGCCUCGCGCAUCGCCCUGCUGUUCACACACAGCCAGGCAGACGACAUCAAGGACAAAAAGGACAAGUUUAAAAGUAAAUUGUUCCAGAAGAAGAUCGAAAAGCUGUUUGAUCCAAGUUUUGAGAAUCAUGACUCUCCAGGAAACGCCGCUACGCUGUCCAGGUGUGGUCUUUGCCUUAAGCUUCUUACCAAAGACACAGAAAGGAAGAUAUCCUGCGUUCCGGGCAAAAUCAACAUCGACCAUCAUGGGGAUAUUGUCUACACACACAGCAGGCAAAAGGGCUGGGACGUCCAUGAGUAUCUCAACAGCCUAUAUGAAGAGCUGAAAUCGUGGGUGCUGGUUUACUGGAGGAUCUGGGGUGUCAUUAAUUAUCUUACCUGCUCAUGCUGUAAACAGGUGUUCCUGUGCUGUGAGCUGGCCCAGUGCAGGUAUCACCCUGAGGCCGUGGUGUACCCGGCCGUAGGUGCCGAUAGCAGUGAGCAUGGUGCCGGGAUCUACCCCUGCUGCAAGCAGAGAGCACUGCGGUUUGACCCAGCUGCCAUGCCCACGGGUUGUAAGAUGAGGGACCACGUGGUAAAUGCGGCAGAACCCGGGGACUGUGAAGGCAACGUGAACUCUGCGCAGAUCCGAAUACUGAAUGACCUGCUGCUCCACAGAGACGCCGUGUGCACGAGCUCCUCAGCAGCUACGGAAAGUUCUGCAGAGUCACCUAAACCGAGCGAGCCAGUGCACGACUGCGACAUCACGCUGGACCAUGCAGCCCUAAAUGUUCAUCGAGCCAGAGAAGUCACUGCUUUUUCCCUGCUGAAGAACUGGAGUCUCCAGCUGCGGCAGCAGUCUUUGUUCUCCGAGGAUGAAGACUACACUACGGGGUCAGAAGUCACAGAGGACGAAGUCGGGGAUGAAGAUGACACAUCAAAGAAACAAGCUGUAAAAAAGCCUAGAAAACCAGGCAAGCCUUUGAAAAGGCAAGUGUCCUCGCCAAGUAUACUGCACAAAGAGCGAGCUGGAGGAGAUAAGAGCACCUCGAAGGACUCCACCCCAUUUACAGUGAGCAUGCAGAAGAGUAAAUGGGACAGCAAUCGCUCUAUGAGGUUUAACCAGGAUGCCCAGAGGGAGGAAGACCAAAGGAGAAUGGUGGAGAUUAUUGACCACCUCACCAAGAUGCGCUUCUGUGAUUUGGAACAGAGCAAGUCGAAAGACACUAAGGAGUUUGCAGGAGGUAUCUACUCCAGGUUGGAGGCACAGUUUAAGAGCUCCACUCAGCUGAGUAACAGACAGAGCACCACAGACAAAACACUGCGGGCAAAGACACGCUCUGGACAGCCUAGACCAACGUGAAAGAAAUAAUCAGGGAAACAGAUGUUCUGACAAGAAUGAAAGAAGAGACUUUUUGAAGAGUGUUAAAAAAAAAAAAACGUCCUUUCAAUCGUCCCUCUUAUUCAGCCUACAGCCAUCCUUCUAUCCAUCCCUUUUCAGACAGUCGAGAGGUCUGCAAUAUCAUAACAGAGGCCAGUAAAAUCAUUCCCUGCAGCAGAACUUGAUUAAAAUGCACUGGAAAUGAAUAGCAAUGCAGAUGCUUGUAAAAUCUUUGCCCUCUCAUUUACAUAUUGUGCUGCUAGCUUUAUUCUUCUCCUCUAGCCUUUAUUUUGGCACUCAUAAUUCAUGUCUGUUUCAUUCUGUAACCUGUUAUAUACAGUGUGCUGAUGUUCAUGUUCCUCAUGUCUAAUCUCAGGUGAACAGACCCCUCCAACCCUGCUAUAGUAACCUGCACUUUAACUAUCAUAAACGACCACAACUACACAAUAGCUGCAGAUCCUCUCCAAUAAAAAAUGGAAGAUGAGGACAGAUAUGGAUCGGAUUGGCUGUCGUUGAUUUAAUUGAAGUUCAGUGUCCCUAAAACGCAGCUGACUGAAGAUUAUUUAUUUGGAGAAAAGGACGAUGGUAAUCAGUUGCUGUGGAGUUAUGUGUCUGGUGUGAGCAGAACAGCAGCCGUUUUCCCAGCCAAGUGCUGCAGUUGCUUUCCACUGAUUGCACAAGCUUACAGUAAUGACAACAGUGUGUAGACAUGAUGGCAGGAUGUUUCACCGGCAUCCGUGUUCAUUCUCUUUCCCUAAAGACCAUCUCUUAUCACUAAUACAUGCCUACGCUGAAGAUUGUUAAUCCACUAAAAAUAAAACUGACAGUUAUAGGAACAUAAUCAACGUCAGCGUGUUAUAGCAUGUCCCCAAUUUUGCGUGAUUACAUUUUUAACAAUAUGGUAGCUCAAGUGGUUAUGGCUCUGGGUCAUUGACCAGAAGAUCAUGGGUUAAAGCCCCAGCACCGCCAAGCUGCCACCGUUGGGCCCUUGAGCAAGGCCCCAACCCACCCUGCUCCAGGGGUAUAGCAUCAUGGCUGACCCUGUACUCUGACCCCAACCUCCAAGGAUGGGAUAUGCAAAGAAAGAAUUUCACUGUGCAGAAAUUUAUAUCUGACAAAUAAAGACAACUUAAUACUAUUAAUAGUUUAUAGAUAGAGUUAAUGCUGUGGAACAUCUGCAAGACUUUGUUCCUGUUAACACUUUCAUUAUAGCAGCUAUAAACAGUCGUUCUGUUCUCUCUCUCUCUCUCUCUCUUUUGCUAAGCUAAUUACUCAAAAAAGCUAUUCAUGUUACCAAAAAAAGGAAAGCACACACUGUCCCCACGUACGUAUUACUAAGUUCUGACACUGAAGACUCCUUCAACACUACAUAAACAUCUAACAGAAAACACUCCAAAAAACUAUUUUUAUAGUUUAUUAUAGACUUAGUGGUUUUUGUGGUUUGUUACUAUGAUAAUAACAAUAAUAAUAUAUUCACUCUUUAACACAUCACCAAUUGGCUGUACUUCUAAUUUAUGUUUUGGCUGUACUUCUGAUUGCCUGGCAUUGUUGGAUAUACUGGUUGAUGAUUGGUUGUUUCGAGGCACUCACUCAGACCGGUUAGUAUUUGGCUCGGUAUUCGCUUCAGUCUGGACAGAUUACAGCACUGUGGCUCCUGGGAAUUCUGAGCACUAAUGAUCAUGCAUUAAUAUCCUCUGAGAUGACAGGAACCUCUGUGAUCCUCUUUGUUUCUCAUCAGUCAUGCAGAGCACUUGGGCUCUUUCUUUGCUGCAGACUUCAUUUCUCCAUCUCAUAUAAAACAAGAAGCCACAGCACAGAAGAAGCAGAAUGUAGGCUAGUAGUGAUGGGAAUACCAGAUCUUUUCAGUGAAUCAACUGAAGAGCUGACUCUUUUGACUCCCGAAUGAUUUACCAGACAGAUUAGUUGGUUUGGUGAAACCCUUUUCUAUCUUGUGCUUAUGAAACAGUGUUCUAGUCUAUUUUGCAUUGCUUUAGUGGGUGGAACUGGCUGUAAAUAAUUACAGUGUGCAAAACCACUCAGAUUUUGAAGCUUCAUUCAAAUGAGCUGACAGAGUCGACUCAUUCAUAAAUGACACAUCCACUGUAGUCUUAAAACAAGGAGACAAUACCAGCUAUUUCCUGCCUGCUUAUGGUCUGAGGAUAUUGCUAUUUUGGAAUACAGUUGAGCAGUGACAAGUUUUCUUGUUCUGGAUCUCUGACCAGAAAUUAUUUAUUUAUUUAUUUAUUUUUUAAAUAUUAGACACAUUCUAUAUAGCAAAAGUUCUCAAAAGGUGGUCCAGGAAUCUGAUGUAUAGCCAAGAGGUCUGAAAUUACAAAAAGUGGGAACAGUGUAAGACCAAGUCAAUUACAUUUCAGGAAUAAAGUUGUGUUUGUUUUUUGGGCAGUACAUAUACACUGACCAUGCAUAACAUUAUGACCACCUACCUAAUAUUGUGUUGGUCCCCCUUUUGCUGCCAAAACAGCCCUGACCCGUCCUGCACUGUGUAUUCUGACACCUUUCUAUCAGAACCAGCUUUAACUUCUUCAGGAAUUUGAGCAACAGUAGCUCGUCUGUUGGAUCGGAUCACUCCCCAUGUGCAUUAAUGAGCCUUGGCUGCCCAUGACCCUGUCGCUAGUUCACUACUUUUCCUUCCUUGGACCACUUUUGUUAGAUACUGACCACUGCAGACCGGGAACACCCCACAAAAGUUUUGGAGAUGCUCUGAUCCAGUGGUCUAGCCAUCACAAUUUGGCCCUGGUCAAACUUGCUCAAAUCCUUAUGCUUGUCCAUUUUUCCUGCUUCUAACACAUCAACUUUGAGGACAAAAUGUCACUUGUUACCUAAUAUAUCCCACCCACUAACAGGUGCCAUGAUGAGGAGAUCAUCAGUGUUAUUCACUUCAUCUGUCGUGCUCAGAAGGUUAUGCUUGAUCAGUGUAUAAUUCAUAUAGAGACAGAGACAUUAUAUUUCUAAAAUAAACCCCUGCAAAUCUAUUUGAAUGCUUCAACUACCAGACAGCCUUUAGUCAUGCAUCCACUAUAUUAAUUGACCUUUAUUUACAAAUUUUUCACAUGAGCCUGGAGGAGGCGUGUUGAAUCGACACUUUGCUUCAGCAGGACAAAAAAACGUGGCUGUGGUUUUUUUUUUUUUGUCCUAAGACAAAGAGCAGUGUACACACACGAGCGCAAAGAUGGACAGUAGUGGCAUUCUCAGCGUGGGAGGUCAAAGGACAUAUCCGGAUCAUUCGCUGCCCCUUUGUUCAUUGUGCCUGCUGAUGAAAGCUUCUCUCUUGCUGUGGUUUUGAGUGAUAAACAACUCUGGGUGUAAAUAACACAAAACACUAUCAGUCUUUCCAUAUUGUAUAGAAAAACAUUUUCAUCUUUUACUAUCUCAGCUAUGAUUUGCUCAGACUGAAAUGUUCACUUGGAUAUUCGAACAUUUUUUAAACCAUGAACCAUGCCUUAUAGAUUGUAAAUAAUGUGUUUACCUUUUAAAGAUAUGAUUCAUGCAAGAAGAAAAACAACAACAUAUAAAGUUCAAUA
Messenger RNA from Hemibagrus wyckioides, 6304 nucleotides. It is a transcript of the gene sanbr, whose product is annotated as SANT and BTB domain regulator of CSR. The record is from RefSeq and is a predicted model, not a curated record. The transcript has 22 exons. Bases 576 to 2744 code for a protein of 722 amino acids. Lineage: Eukaryota; Metazoa; Chordata; Actinopteri; Siluriformes; Bagridae.